UAGUAAAGGGCUGAUUUCAUGGCUCAAUAAUGAGACUAAUUUGAGCACUUAGUUUCCAUUUCAACUAGAAUUAAUGAUGCAAGUCUCUUCAAUCUGUUUAGCAGCUAAGGUUCCCGUUCGCGUGAAGUCACUGCAAACAAACCCAGCAACCAUAAACGACCCUACUUCCAUAGCUGCUCCUAAGUGGUCUCAAAAGACAAUAACAUUGCCUCCCCUUAAACGUGGGUGUCAUCUAGUAACUUCUAAGAUUUUGAAAGAAGUUGGGCUAGAAUUGUCUGGAUUCAAGUGUGGCCUAGCCCAUCUCUUCUUGCAUCACACUAGUGCUUCUCUCACCAUCAAUGAAAAUUAUGACUAUGAUGUUCGAGAUGACACAGAAACAUUCCUCAAUCAGAUAGUUCCAGAGGGCCCAUCUGCGCCAUGGAAGCACACUUUAGAGGGACCAGAUGACAUGCCGGCACACAUAAAAUCAUCGAUGUUUGGUUGUGCACUCACGAUACCAAUUACAAAUGGAAAGCUUAAUAUGGGGACCUGGCAGGGUAUAUGGCUUUGUGAACAUCGAGAUUAUCCUACACCGCGUACGGUUGUGGUCACUCUUAAUGGAAUAUGAGCUGCUCAAGUAUAUUUGCUCCACUUCAUCUUCGUAAGUUUUAUUUAAGAAGUUUAUCAGAA
This is a messenger RNA of Vigna umbellata (rice bean), 669 nucleotides long. The record is from RefSeq and is a predicted model, not a curated record. Lineage: Eukaryota; Viridiplantae; Streptophyta; Magnoliopsida; Fabales; Fabaceae.